AUGCGGCCGCUCGCUUCUCUUACGCGUUCCUCUGGCAUGGCUCCAGUCUCCUGCGCUAUGCUUCCAGCCCCCUUCCAGCGUCGGCUGCCGUCGUGGCUGUCUCCUCGCGCCCUCGGGGCUCACAGCUCUUCUUGCUUCUCGCCUUCUUGCCAGUCGCUUCCUCCCGCCUUCGCAUCUUCUCUCCCGUUUUCUCUCCCGUCUUCGUGCGCACCACCUGCUGCGCUUCUCUCUUCCCCAGCUUGCCCCGUCUCCUCGUCCUUCUCUCCUUUCUCUCCGUUUUCCUCGCCUCCCUUCCCUGCGCUUUGUGUCGCGCGCUGCGGCCUGGCGAGUGGGAAGAAGAAGAAGAGCCACGCUCGCGAGGACGGCAGAGAAGAGGACAAACGCAUGCGGAAGGUCAUAAAAAUCAUUGGCGGCGACGCAGACGACGAAUUCGCUCCAGCAGACUCGUCGCGGGCUCCUCGAGGCGUCGGCGGAAAGGCGCAAGGCCUCGAGCGCGCCAAGGCCCGAGGCCUCGUGAGGGGAGGCCGCGGCGAAGACUCCGACGAGGACGAGCCUCGCAGCCCCCGGAAAGGAGACAGUUCGUCUGACGCAUUUAACGUCGCGAGCUACGAAGAAGAGAUGAAAGCCGCUCUCGACAAAAUGGUCCAGGACGUCUCUGCUCUCCUCGUUCACCGAGAGCGUGCCGAACACUUUGAGCGCAUUCCCGUCUCCGCUGGAGGCGAGAAACGGCGCCUGUCGGACCUCGCACAAGUCGUUGUGCGCGGCGCCUCGACAGUCCACGUGCAUGUCUUCAGCGAGGCAAACCUUUCCAAGGUCAUGUCCGCGCUGCGAGCCGCCGACCCGAAAUGGACUCUCCAGCAAGAAGGCGCCACGGCGAUUCGGCUCCAGCUUCCCAAGGUGACGCCCGAGAUGCGCGAGGAGCUAAAGACGAAGGCUCGCGUCUUCCUUGUCACGGCGAAAAGUUCGGUGAGAAAUCUCCGGCAAGCUGCUCGCAGUCACCUGCACAAGUUGCAAUUCAAAACGAGGAGCAUCGACGACGUGAAGAGGCGAGAGCUGGACGCUUCGCUUACGUCUCUGAUGGAGGCGUACGUGGGAAAAUGCGACAAAGUUUUCAACGAGAAAAUGCAACAACUGCUGGGGUAG
Molecule: messenger RNA, 1143 nt
Organism: Neospora caninum
Lineage: Eukaryota; Apicomplexa; Conoidasida; Eucoccidiorida; Sarcocystidae
Product: putative ribosome recycling factor domain-containing protein
Exons: 5
Coding region: 1-1143 (380 amino acids)
Biological process (GO): translation
Cellular component (GO): mitochondrion
Molecular function (GO): ribosomal large subunit binding
Source: RefSeq, a predicted model, not a curated record